Molecule: messenger RNA, 3659 nt
Organism: Nothobranchius furzeri (turquoise killifish)
Lineage: Eukaryota; Metazoa; Chordata; Actinopteri; Cyprinodontiformes; Nothobranchiidae
Gene: tars2
Product: threonyl-tRNA synthetase 2, mitochondrial
Biological process (GO): threonyl-tRNA aminoacylation
Cellular component (GO): cytoplasm
Molecular function (GO): threonine-tRNA ligase activity; ATP binding
Source: RefSeq, a predicted model, not a curated record
ACAAUGACAACUACAUACGUCGCCUAUCUAAAGACCCGAUGGUUGCACUGAACACUAAUCUUUCAGCACUCCUAACAGGUGUUUUCUGCUUCUGUGAUUUUAUUCAACUUGAAGUUUUCUCUAAAUUCCUCCUGGAAGAUCCGAUUCUUUUCCUCCCUCCUUGGCUCAGCUGCAAAGACACUUAAUCUGAAACACAGCCUUCAUUCUCUUCUAGCUCUAGGGUUCUUGAAUCGCCUGUCUACUUGAUAAUGAACCGCUGGGAUCACGCGGCGCCUGGAUUAGCUGUUUGCAUUAACAACAUGGCACAAAUAUGACAGUUAUCAGAAAAUUAUGUUUUCAUUCAAGGCAUUUUUUUUUUGUUUAGGGGUCUUUCCUGCAAAACGCAUCGCUCUCUGAGCAAGUAUUACUAGUAAACUAUAAAAUGACUUGAUUUAAACAGGAAAAUAUUUUGACUCGCAUAUAUAAGAUCCCAUUGCACCAUUUAAACCUUAAUAUGAAACAAAUUACACUGGUUUCAGAGGUGUUAACCCCAAAUACAGCAAAUAAUCAGCCAUUAAAUUAUUUUUUAAUGUCGGUGUCACUUUUUACAAAGAACAAAGGUAAAGUGCAGUCUACUUUAGGGAUGAUGGUGAUCUGUGUGUUUGGCAGACAUGUGAAGUAAAGCAGAGAAAUGUGUUUAAGACGUUAUUUUUUACUUUCUCAGCUCAGAAAAUGAGCUUAAACUGAAUAAGGCGCUAAAUAAACUAUAAAGGGUUUAACUGUUAUGGUGCUUUGUCGCCAUCAAGCGGCAGAUUGUUGGAACUUCAGGUAGAAUCCGACGUUGAUGGAAGCUGUGCAGAAAUGGAGCUGAGCCAGUUUGGGUGCAAAUUGAAAACCGCCAGACGGUUACUGUUUUAGAUUUUUUUUAACUAUUAAAAUUGGAUACAUUUAAGGAUUAACCAUUGAGGUUUGCAGAUUAUACAUCUUUAAUUAAACUAUUCAAGUUUUUUAGUACAUGCCUGAUUUAGUCACUGGUGGGAUGUUUACACGUGAGGGAAAUAUUUAUAUUUACAGUUCUUUCUAAAGAUACUUGUAGUCCUGAACCAGGUCAAUAAAAGAAUCCUGGGAAUAUUGUCCAUCACAGAGCUCACCCAGUGCUGUGACUGACGUCUGUUUAGCCCGUGGGGAUGCAGCAGGUUGGUGCUUCCCUGUGUGGGCGCUUUUGUCAGACGGCGCAUGCGCUCUGACGUUAGUAUUUAAUCACUGUAAAUGUUCCACAACUUUUACCAGCUUUACCUGUUAUUUCUUUGAUAUUCCUUAUUAGUUUUUGCUCGUUUUCCAACUGCGCAGCUCCUGCGUGAAGCGCGCGCGCAGCCGCGUCACAAUUCGGCGCUCCUAAAACGUCAUCACGUUUUUCCUCGGCAUUCAUGUGUUAUGGCCGCUUCCGUGGGAAGGAAAGAAGUGUUAUGUGGUCGUUUUAUCGGGAUAAAUUACCCGUUAGACAGACGUGCUUAGGAUGGCGGUGACCCAGUUUUUUCGGCAGGUUGUCCGGAAGUCGGCAGUCGGUGUACCGUUCCACAGAGGUUACGGCAAGUUUCAGCCGUCUCCAUCUCUAAAGGAGCGACUCCGAGUCUUUGAGUCUCUCAGGGAAAAACGAGGGAAGAAGGGAGUUGCCGAGAAACCCCUCAGCAUCCAGCUGGCUGAUGGCCGGACGGUCAAGGGAACAGCUGGUGUCAGCACACCUCUCGUUGUUGCACAGAGUCUGAGGCUGAAAGGAGCCCUGGUGAGCAGGGUGAACGGGGAGCUGUGGGAGCUGGAGCGCCCUCUAGAGGCAGACUGUGAACUACAGCUUCUGGGGUUUGAUACAGUUGAGGGAAAACAGGCAGCUUGGAGGACAGGAGCGUGUGUCCUCAGCGGUGUGUUGGAGGGUGUGUUUGGUUCAGAGGUCUGCAGAGAAGGAGCGUCAGAAUUUGGACUUUACUGCGACCACGUGCUGAACAACAGUCAUUUUUCUCUGAGUGAAGUGGAGGAAAAGUGUCGAGAGGCUGCAGCGCUCAGACUUCCUUUCUUCAGAUUAGAGCUGAACUCAGAGGAGCUCGGAGAACUCUUCCAGGACAGUAAGCUCAGGCUGCAGCUUGUCGAAGAGGAGAUGAGCGGCUCCUCUGUCACAGUGUACAGGUGUGGGGACAGUGUGUCGGUGUGCCGUGGCCCCCUCCUCCCACACACAGGCUUCCUCAAGGUCUUCAGGAUGCUGCAGCUGUCCCCCAUCACCCUGGCCAAUCAGACGGAGUCCUCGGGCCUAACGCGCCUGAUGGGGGUGGCGUUUCCAGCAGAGAGGGACAGGGAGGCGUGGGAGAGGGAGCAGGAGGCGGCGAGGAGGAGAGACCACAGGCGUAUUGGAAUGGACCAGGAGCUGUUCUUCUUUAACGAGGUCAGCCCAGGCAGCUGCUUCUUCCUGCCUAAAGGAGCCCACAUCUACAACACCCUGAUGGAGUUCAUCAAGAGCGAAUACCGAAGGCGAGGCUUCUCCGAGGUCGUGACCCCAACUCUGUUCAGCACGGCGCUGUGGGAGCGCUCGGGCCACUGGGAGCACUACGGCAAGAACAUGUUCACCGUGACAUCAGAGGGCUCUCUCACACACGCUCUAAAGCCCAUGAACUGUCCUGCUCACUGUCUCAUGUUUGAGCAUCGAGUUCGCUCGUGGCGGGAGCUUCCUCUGCGAUGGGCCGACUUCGGAGCGCUGCAUCGGAACGAGCUCUCCGGAGCUCUGGGAGGUCUGACUCGGGUCCGAAGGUUCUGCCAGGACGACGCUCAUAUCUUUUGUGCCCCUGAGCAGCUGGAGGAGGAGAUUGUGGCUUGUUUGGACUUUGUGCGGAGCGUCUAUCGAGUGUUUGGGUUUUCCUUCCACUGCCUGCUCUCCACUCGUCCCACGCCAUGCCUCGGAGAUCCUGAGCAGUGGGAUGACGCCGAGCAGCAGUUGGAGAACAGUCUGCAGCAGUUUGGUGAACGCUGGGAGCUGAAUCCUGGAGACGGAGCGUUCUACGGACCAAAGAUCGACAUCCUGAUUAAAGAUGCAAUCGGCCGGCAACACCAGUGUGCCACAAUCCAGCUGGACUUCCAGCUGCCCAUCCGAUUCGACCUCCAGUACUUGGGGCGAGAUGGACAGAAGCACCGACCAGUGAUGAUCCACAGAGCUGUACUGGGAUCACUGGAGAGAAUGAUCGCCAUCCUGGCCGAAAACUUUGGAGGAAAAUGGCCCCUGUGGCUGUCUCCGGCUCAGAUAUCGGUGAUCCCUGUAGGGGGCAGCAGUGAGUCAUAUGGCAGACAGGUGGCCCAGCAGUUCUGUGACGCCGGCUUCGUGGUUGAUCUGGAUGUAGAUCCGGGUGCAACCUUAAAUAAGAAGAUCCGCUCCGCUCAGUUGGCCCAGUACAACUACAUAUUUGUGGUGGGCGAUAAGGAGUGUGAGAGCGGGACGGUGAGUGUCAGGAGCAGGGCGGGGAAACAGCUGGGCAGGAGGCCCACGGAGGAGGUGCUCGGGUCCCUCCAGCAUCUACGGAACUGCAGGAGCAACCUGGAUGAGUUCUGAUAGGAGGAACCUGGAUCGUCAAGUUUCUAUGUUCAUUUUGACUGUUUUCAUAUAAAUACGAACGUUGUGAUUUAAAAUAAACUCUGAAGCUUCA